CUUUGGUCAGUGCAUGUGCCAGUCAAGUUGGUAUUGAUUCGAGUUUUGGAAAUUGGUAACUUCAAUCAGUCGCCACAUGGUCAUGGCGGACAUGGGUGGCCCGCUGGCGCACCAACUUCCUUUGCACCAGCAUCGCGGGGGCCUUGUACAACCGUCGCUGGUCAUGAACCACAGACUGGACGUCGAAUUAGAUCUCGACUUACACCCUAAAGAAGUGAUUAAAAAACAACGAUUAUCGCUGUGCGUGGGAUGCGGCGGUCAGAUUCACGACCAAUACAUACUGCGGGUGGCGCCUGAUCUCGAGUGGCACGCCGCCUGUCUCAAGUGCCAAGAGUGCAGGCAGUUCUUAGACGAGUCCUGCACGUGUUUCGUCCGAGAUGGUAAAACGUACUGCAAGCGGGACUAUGUCAGAUUGUUUGGAACAAAAUGCGACAAAUGUGGAUCAUCGUUUAGCAAGAAUGAUUUCGUAAUGCGAGCAAAAACUAAAAUUUAUCAUAUAGAGUGUUUUCGAUGUUGCGCGUGCGCCCGCCAGCUGAUACCUGGAGAUGAGUUUGCGUUGCGGGAAGGGGGUGCACUAUAUUGCAAAGAAGAUCACGAUGCCUUGGAAAAAAGUUCGCAGCAGCAAGGGGUUGUAACGCAAACGACACAUCCUGGAGCUCUCGAAAGUAACAAUAAUAAUAGUAUAAGCAGUAAUAAUAAUAAUCACUCUAGCGAACUGGGUUCCAUGUCAGAUUCGGGCAGCGAGUCCGGCUCCCAUAAGGGCGGCUCCGGAGGGAGGAGCAAGGGUUCAAGCGGAGCGGUAGGACUAGGCGGUGGGAGCGCCGGCAGUGGAGAUGGAAAACCUACAAGAGUACGAACCGUUCUGAAUGAGAAACAGCUGCAUACAUUAAGAACAUGUUAUGCUGCAAAUCCACGGCCUGAUGCGCUGAUGAAAGAGCAAUUAGUGGAAAUGACAGGGCUAUCGCCUCGAGUCAUUAGAGUUUGGUUCCAGAACAAACGAUGUAAAGAUAAGAAAAAAACAAUUCAGAUGAAACUGCAAAUGCAACAAGAAAAGGAUGGUCGCAAAUUGGGCUACGGAGCAAUGCAAGGUAUUCCUAUGGUAGCAAGUUCGCCAGUUCGGCACGACUCACCAUUAGCGCUGCACGCGCUCGAGGUGACUGCAUAUCAACCUCCAUGGAAAGCGUUAUCUGACUUUGCAUUACACACUGACCUUGAUGCAGGCGGGCAUCAACAUGCACCUGCAUUCCAACAUCUCGUUAACCAGAUGCACGGGUAUGAUAUUGGCCUUCACUCUCAGCAGCCUGCUCCACCGCCUAAUAUGGCUGACCUUCAGACGCAUCCGGACAGUACGGAUAGCUACGUUACCUAUCUGGAGAGCGAUGACAGUAUACCGGCCAGUCCCUAGCCCGGCCUUGAAUCUGCAGCAGGACUGGACUUGAGCAUGGGAGCGUCGAGUUCUGCUUUGCAUG
Messenger RNA from Ctenocephalides felis (cat flea), 1469 nucleotides. It is a transcript of the gene tup, whose product is annotated as insulin gene enhancer protein ISL-1. The transcript has 9 exons. Gene Ontology annotation, biological process: positive regulation of transcription by RNA polymerase II; neuron fate specification; axonogenesis. Gene Ontology annotation, cellular component: nucleus. Bases 77 to 1405 code for a protein of 442 amino acids. The record is from RefSeq and is a predicted model, not a curated record. Gene Ontology annotation, molecular function: DNA-binding transcription factor activity, RNA polymerase II-specific; cis-regulatory region sequence-specific DNA binding. Lineage: Eukaryota; Metazoa; Arthropoda; Insecta; Siphonaptera; Pulicidae.